AUGAAACUGGUUACCUUCUUAAUGAAAUUAACAAACGAAAAUGUCACCAUCGAGUUAAAGAACGGGACCCUUGUGACGGGGAUCAUAACGGGGGUGGACAUCAGAAUGAAUACCCACAUGAAGAACGUUAAAGUCGUAAUUAAAAACAGGAAUGUCGGUGAGUAUAAUGUUAAUACGAAGCAAUUUUUAUCACUGGAUCAUGUAAUUAUCAGGGGGAAUAAUAUACGGUAUUUUAUUCUCUCCGACAGCCUACCGCUCGACACGCUACUGGUGGAUGACACGCCCAAACAGAAGAUGUCCAAGGACAAGGGCUAUGCAAGCAGGGACAAGGUGAAGGCCGGUGGAAAGGGCAGAGGCCGCGGUCGAAAAAUUAUGAAAAGGUAG
Plasmodium coatneyi is the source of this 384-nucleotide messenger RNA. RefSeq names its product Small nuclear ribonucleoprotein d1. The transcript has a single exon. Lineage: Eukaryota; Apicomplexa; Aconoidasida; Haemosporida; Plasmodiidae. Gene Ontology annotation, cellular component: commitment complex; U4 snRNP; catalytic step 2 spliceosome. Gene Ontology annotation, molecular function: RNA binding. The record is from RefSeq and is a predicted model, not a curated record. Bases 1 to 384 code for a protein of 127 amino acids. Gene Ontology annotation, biological process: RNA processing; spliceosomal snRNP assembly.